GAAAGUGCAACACAGACAUUAUCUCUCAGGUAUCCGAGUGUAAUCUUUUGAUCCUGUAAGUCACCAGCUCAAGAUGUCCCCAGCGUGGCUCUGUUUAGCUCGGAGUAGAAUGAAGUCUUGUCUCAUGAAAUUAUGCAGACUGCUUUGUUUUAUGUUGACGUUACCCUUAUAUCUGAUGGAAAUCACGGGCCUGUACGCGACGGCUCUCUUCGUCUGCUGGAGAUCGGCUGUGGCAGUGGGGCCAACUUCAAGUUUUACCCCUACGGCUGCACGGUGAUCUGCACCGACCCCAACCCUCAUUUCGAGAAGUACCUGCGGUUAAGCAUGGACGCGAACAAGCAUUUGACCUAUGACACGUUUAUGGUCGCCUCCGGAGAGGACAUGGAGGAGGUGGAGGACGAGUCGGUGGACGUUGUCGUCUGCACCCUGGUUCUCUGCUCCGUUAUCAACGUGCAGCGGCUGCUGCAGGAAGUCCGACGCAUCCUCAAAACAGGUGGAGCCUUUUACUUUUUGGAGCAUGUUGUGUCAGAUCCCUCCUCCUGUACAUACUUCUUACAGCACGUGUUUGAGCCUCUGUGGUACUAUCUGGGAGAUGGAUGCAUGAUUACCAGAGCAACGUGGGAAGAUCUAGAGGCAGCUGGUUUUUCUGAACUUCACCUGAAACACGUUGAAGCUCUGGAGGUGACUAGGGUGAUAAGACCACAUAUCAUGGGGUAUUCCAUUAAAUGACAGCAGGGGAGGAUGGGGAGAUAUGAUUGUGCCUAUUAUGUGCUUCAGAAAGAUUUCAGUAUUUUCACUCUGAGUCUGACAUUUGUCACUAUGGAAAUAUCUUGCUGCUAACCCAAAUUAUUCUGAUUAUUUGUUUUCUCUAUUGACCCAGUCAUGUACCAACAUUUUCAUUGGUCCACUAGUAACAUUCAUUAGAAAACGCUGGGUUCAAAUUCAGUCUUCAUGUUUCAUAUCACUAAAAGCAGUCAAAUCUGUUCACUUUUUUUGUAUUUCCACUGAACAAAAAUACACUAGCCACUGCAUUUGAGUGAAAAUAUAUUUUUUUAUUUACAGAAUCAGCAACAUUUCAUACAGUUUGUUCUUCUUCCCACCCCUCCCAAGAUGUACAUAAUAAAUAUUACCUGGACACUGCUUUUUUCCCUGAUUGUCUAAGUAACUACCAAAAAACAACCAAACAAACCACACUCAAUGUCAUCAUUUGUUACCCUUUAUAUUCCAUUGCACAAAAAGAAGGAAUGACGAUUGUAACAUCUCCUUACAGAGAAAUGAGGGGAAUUGCUGGUCCACAAUAUAAACAGGAGUUAUGUUUGUGUGGUAAUUAUACAGUCAAAAUUCUGCUGUUGCUGUUAGAGGAUAAAAAGACAGCCACAUUUUUAAAAACACGGGAUACAUUUACAAACUGAGACUCAAAGAUAAAGCUCACCAAUACAAACCUCCCAGUAUUAAAAAAUGUACACAACUAUAAAUGUUAUAGUGUUAGCAAAUGUAAAAAAA
Molecule: messenger RNA, 1503 nt
Organism: Anoplopoma fimbria (sablefish)
Lineage: Eukaryota; Metazoa; Chordata; Actinopteri; Perciformes; Anoplopomatidae
Product: putative methyltransferase-like protein 7A
Exons: 3
Coding region: 133-729 (198 amino acids)
Molecular function (GO): S-adenosylmethionine-dependent methyltransferase activity
Source: RefSeq, a predicted model, not a curated record